Molecule: messenger RNA, 1998 nt
Organism: Owenia fusiformis
Lineage: Eukaryota; Metazoa; Annelida; Polychaeta; Sabellida; Oweniidae
Source: the annotation of a GenBank genome assembly
AGUUUCAAAAUGGCGACGAUGGUUCGCUUGAAAAAGGAUGUACCUCCUAUCGUUGAUGAGUGCUAUGAGAGGAAAAAUGAAGCGGAAGCAGCAAGGGCCAAUGAAUUCAGAGCAAUUGUGAGGAUACAAGCCUGGUUUAGGGGCCAGAGGGUCAGGGCAUACAUUCGACACCUUCAUAAGUGUGCUGGGUUCAUACAAGCCCGAUGGAGAGGCUACUUGGGUAGAAUCUAUUAUAGAAUAUGUGUACAGAAUAGCGUAUUUAUCAUGAAGAUGAACCACUACAAUGCCAUGGCAACCAAGGUACAAAAGAUCUGGCGGGGAUACUACACUAGAAAGUAUAUAUCUAAUUACUAUAGUAGGAAGAGAUACUUAGAGGGACUACAAGUCAAGAAUGAAAUUGUCAGAAAUGAGUUGGAGGAAUAUGCAGAACAACAAGAAAUGAUAGAGCAGAGAAAGAGAGAGAUGGCUGAGAAGAAACUAAAGGAUGACCAUGCAGCAAAAACACAUUAUCUUGUCAGUACUGAAGUUAUACCAGGCAUAUACAACUCUCCAUUUUUACCUUUUGACCGCAGACAUCUUUAUGCCAGAUUGUACCCUUCAGAAAAAGAAUAUCUCCUAAGAUCAACUCGUCCAAGAUCCCAUAAAAUAGUCGAGCCCAAAGAACCAGAGUUUGACGCAACUUCUAAAAGUUAUUCUUUACCGAAACAUAAGCCUUUGCCUCCUAUUGGACCAAAGCCCCAGGGCCCAUUCCGUGAUGCUGCUGAGGUGCAAGCCCAGCGCUACAAGCCAUUCCAACCGUCACUACGGGUCGCCACAAAUUAUCUCUCUGUAGAAGAGGCACGAGAGGCUAUGAAAGCAGAGGAGUGGGUCAACAGAAUAAAUGACAACACAUUCCAGCCAUUUUCACGGCGAGACCGAGACUACGAACCACUCUUGCACACGACAUCACAGUUCGGCCACUUGCCGUAUGGUACUAAUUACUUCAGAGAAGAAAAGAUAGACAAGCAUGUAGUACAACAGUCCUUCCAAUCCGUGGUGGCGCCUAUUCCAAUUCUAGAGAAACUCAACGACACAUACUCUCAGGGUCAAGUAUAGAUGGCUCUGGUAUGGAAACAGAGACACCUAUUAGUGGAAUACUGAGUACCCAAUCUGCCAGCUCUAAUAGACUUUUAGAGUCAGUGUAAAUGAUUGAGUCUUCCAUCAAGCCCUUGUAAAUGCCUCAUAAGAGGUUGUUAAAGUGUCCAGUAAAUUCUACACCUAAUCUAUAUCAUUGUUUCUUGACCACCUGCCCAACCCUGUCAACUAAUCAGCUUUGAUAUGGAAUGAUUUUUUAGUUGAGAUAAAAAUGCUGUGCUAAAACAUAAAUUUUGAAGAAACUUUUUAUUCAUUUAAGAAGCAAUAUUUUUGUAUUUGCCUUUCUGUAAACAUAAGAAAUUACAUGUAGAAUUUAAUGUGAAACAUUUAUGGCAUCUAAAAGACACCUUUGAUGUUUGACACAAGUGAUUUGAUGGAAGAUGGAUGAUUUCCUAUAAAAUAUAUGAGAAUAAUGAAAUCGAAAGAAAUAUGGAAAAUACAGGGUACAUUAUUUGAUUUUGAACUUUCUAAAAAUAUUACUUAAAUAGUUAAACCUCAAAAAGUACCAUAAACCUAGAAUAUCCUUUUUGGUCCAAUUUUGGAUGACUCCAAACACCAUCAAAAUAAAGACAAUCAGUAGUUAAGUUUCCAUGUGCUACAUUCUCCAGAUUAUUGGCAUUUUUAAAAUAACCAAUUCGCCAAAUUAAAUGUCGACCAAAAUCUUCAAUGUUCAUAUUAUAUGUUUUAAGAUUUGAUACUCAUCUGUAUUUCAUUCAUCAGAUGUUAAAAAUAUAUUGUCAUUUGUAAAUAUUGUACAGUUUGUAUAUAUUGUAAAUAUGUAUAUAAAUCUUAUGAAUCUGUAUUUAUUUGUAUUUUCGUAAAGCAAAUAUAACUGAGAAAUAAAUUAAAUAUAGAAAAUGCCAA